Molecule: messenger RNA, 1098 nt
Organism: Haliotis rubra (blacklip abalone)
Lineage: Eukaryota; Metazoa; Mollusca; Gastropoda; Lepetellida; Haliotidae
Product: thyrotropin-releasing hormone receptor-like
Exons: 1
Coding region: 1-1098 (365 amino acids)
Biological process (GO): G protein-coupled receptor signaling pathway
Cellular component (GO): membrane
Molecular function (GO): G protein-coupled receptor activity
Source: RefSeq, a predicted model, not a curated record
AUGGGGAACAACACUUUAAAUGAACUGUUUGAUUUGAACGGCGCAUGGGGCUCAUUGAAACCUCUUUUGAAAUACCCUGAGUACCGUGCCCAUAAGAUAUUGAUGUUGUACAUUUCGCCCAUACUCCUUGUCCUCGGCGUCUGUGGCAACUUUAUGUCCUUCUUCAUCCUGCGUCAAAAGCGAAACCCUCGCUCGUCCACCUACACCUUCUUGACGUCGCUGGCCGUGGCCGACACCAUGGUUCUGUUGGUGGGCUUGUUUCCUAGGUGGCUUGGUGAACUAAUAGGCUUUGAUGUCCGUUUUCAGGCCAACUGGCUUUGUAAGACCAUGGUAAUGUUGGGCUACUUCUGCAGCAAUAUAUCUACGUGGAUAGUGGUUGCUGUAACCAUAGAGAGGUUUCUGGUUGUGUAUUACCCAUUGAAGGUUCUCGGCCUUUACAGCGUUGCCCUUGCGAGAAAGAUCAUUGGUGGAUUGUAUGCCCUGUUUCUGAGUUUAAACAUCCACUUUCUAUGGACGGUUGGCCUGGUUGACGAGAAGGAGUCCUACCCUAAUCAAGUAUGUGGUGCGGUGGUGGGCAAUGAAUAUCUCAUCACCGUCAUCUGGCCCUGGGUGGAUGCUGUCGUAUACUGCCUGCUCCCAUUCUUCACCAUCGGCAUCUUCAAUGUUCUCAUCAUCUUAAAGGUUCGACGGACAGCCAGACAAAGAGCACUUCUUCAAAAAGUCUGCCUCAGAAAGCAGAAAGCAACAUCGCUGGACACGUCCUUCUGCCUGACCUGGAUGUUGCUCAGCGUGUCCUUCGCGUUCUUGCUGUGCAAGCUUCCCAUGAACAUCAGCAUCAUAGCAUCUGUGUUCCUCAACAGCAGGGGCCACAGCAACGCGGAGAUGUCCAAAUUCCAGCUCUUUUUCACCAUCUCCGAGCUGCUGAUGCAUCUGAACCACUCUAGUAACUUUUUUCUCUACUGUGCAUCUGGACAGAAAUUCCGAAAUGAUGUUCUGAAUAUGUUUUGUUGGAAAAACGGGCAACACGAUAUGGUAUCAUCUGUUGGCAGUCCACAUAGUUGGUACAGGAACACCAGAAAAGAGGAAACAUUUGUAUAA